CAAUCGACGCUGCUUUUAGCUUCUCAGCAGAAGCCAAGGAAAUAAAUUGGGUUCUCUGCAACCGAAGCAUUUUUUGUUACCUUCACAAUUUCGUUUCUUCAUCGUCAACUUCAAAAUGAAGUUCAAGCCUGAUGGGUUCGCUUGAUUCCUGAGUUAUUAUUGCUGCAACCCUUCAUUCAAAACAAUGAUAAUUUCCUUAUGCAAGAGAUUACUUCAAGAGUGAUUUGAUCUUCCUACAAUAAAUUCCUGGACUGUGCAGACGAGUGGCUUGCUUUUGAUACGGGUUGCAACAUUUCGAUUAGCUUCGUGAAGCCGCACCUUCAAGGUCUAGGAAUCCCCAGAGAAGAUGGAGGAGGAUGAGGAUAUAUACACGGUACCUCUUGAUGACACUGUUGAAAUUGGGGGGUAUGAAGUGGAAGCUGAUGAGGUCAUAUGCACGGUUCCUCUUGAUGACACUGUUGAAAUCGAUGGGCAUGAGCUAGAAGAUGAUUUGGAAAAUGCUUAUGUAGAAGACACUGAAGAUCAGGAUGCCCCUGAUUCUCGUGAAUAUUUGAGGGCUCCUGUCAUAGGUGAUCAUGCCCUGAAAGAUAUUGUGCUUGACAGUGAUGAGCAGGAAGCCGAAAGGGUUGGCUGCGUGUCAACUGUAAAGAACAUGGAGAAUACGAGUAAUAAAUGGAAGCUCAAUACCCUGGUGUACCGGAGGAAGAGAAGCAAAAUUGUUGAGGUUGGUGUCGAAGAUGCUGUGCUUGGCAGUGCCGAAGAAAUAGAAGUUGUUGACUGUGGAUCAGCUUCGAAGAGUUUGGAAGAAAUGAAUAAUAAAUGGAAGCUGAAUAGCCUCGUAUACAGGAGGAGGCGAAGUAAAAAUGUUAGCGUUUGUGAACAUUCCAUUCUGUCUUUAGCUUCUGCUGAAAAGGCAACUUCUGAAGGAAAUCACAAGAUUGAGAAGCAUGGUACUGUCUCUUCCCAUGCUUCAAAUAUAGGAAUACAUUCACUUGAUGAGAAAAUACGACAUUCUGAGAAUAAAAUUUGCAAUAAGGAUGAUGGGAGCUUGGAGUGCAAUGAGAAGAUGAGGAGACAUUUUGCUGUCGACAGUGAUGCUGAUAGAUUUGCUUCAAGCCACUGCGAAACCAAGCAUGGAGAAAAUGACGUCCCACGUCAGAUUUGCCUGAAUGAGUUUGGAUUGGGUAGUGAUUCUGAGGAGCCCAAAGAACCUUACCACAUGAAUGCCCUGGAUUUUGUAGAUCAUUUUCUGUCCGUUAACAAUCUGAACAUAUUGGAGAAUCAGAAGAGUGAUGGUCAAAGAGGGGGGAUUGAGAAAUCACCUCCGGAAUUCAGUGUAAAAGGUGUGCAAUCGUUGGCAAAGAGAGCCUAUCUCGCUGCUAAACCAAGAGAUAUAACAAUCUUUGACUGGGAUGAAAAAGAAACGACUGAAUGCAAUGUUGUCAAGGUAUCAAAUGAAGAGGAGUUGCAUGUCAAAUCACUUCAGCAGUCACCAGAAAAAGAUGGUAGUGACACACAGAUAAUAGCAGAUACAUGUGAUUUUGGCUAUGACACUCAAGUAGCUGCUGAAGCUAUGGAAGCUUUAAUGUAUGCACCCCUUCCAAACAUCAGUGUGCUGCAUACUCAAGAGUUUCCAAGAGAUGAGGUUGGUAACUUAUCCGAAGUUGCACCAAAGAGCAAGAAAUGCACCAAUUUUGAGAUGCCUGGCUCAGUUUCCCUAAUCAACCAGAAACAGGUAGAGAAUAUGAGCACCAAAAAUUUUAACAAGUUGAACCAAGAUGUAUCCUGUCCCCUUAAAAUGCACUCUGGAUACAAAAAUGAAUACAGUUCUCCAUUGCGUCCAAAGAAUAGCGCCACAUGCCGGGAGCCUCUAGCUGCAAAUUCUUUGCAUUACAGGAAACCCAUGGUUGUGAAGAAAGUCCUUGGUGGCAAAAAUUUAAGAUUGAUUAGCAAACAACAGGUGGAUGAAAAUCUAGAGAUGGAGAACUCAGAAGGAGCAGGCAACGGCUGUAGUUCAUCAAAAUUCACUCACAGCCAGCAGCACAUAGAGGUCAUGAUUGUCCAGAAGUUCAGGAAGUCAUCAGGUGGCGCCAAGAGAGAUAGAUGUAAACCAUUAGAGAGAAUUUCUGAAGUAUCUACGGCUCCAAGCCGUUGUUCCAAAAGAAGUAUGAACAAUGAUUUGGAGCUUGAUGUUGCAAAGAAGAGAAGAAUGGAAACUAGCUCAGAUGUUAACAUUCACAAAACUUUAGAAAGGAGGAAUUUGAACUCAAUUUCUGAUGAAUCAUUAGGGAUUAUGAGUUCAAAAAGAACACAAGGGAGAUGCAACUCAGGUUGGUUAGGGACUAGCACACUCUUGAAAUUGGAGCCAUGGUGCUUGAAAAAGAAGAAGAGAACACGUAAAGGUGUUCCCCGACUCUGCAAAGGGUCUAUUAACUCAUCUACCUUAUUGAAAGUGGUUGAUGAUGAACAGAUAGACAAAUAUCCGGUAGAACCUCCAAAGUGUGCAGCAGGACCAUUGCCUUCUAGUCAUGCAGAAAGUCUGUCUUUUCCACAAACAACACCGUCAGAAAAAGUUCCAAAGCAUAAGAUUCAGGAAAAGAGUAUGCCUGAUCCUCUUCCCAACUUUAUUCCUAGACAACUGAGAAGACGUAGGAAUGAUACUCUUUCAAUCUUAUUCAGUCAGCAUUUGGACUGUGAUAUCCUUAAUAAGCAGAAAAAGAUUAUUGCGCGGUUAGGCUUUUCAAUUGCAUGUUGUUGCUCAGAUGCCACACACUUCGUUACCGAUAGGUUUGCGCGUACAAGGAAUAUGUUGGAAGCCAUUUCUCUUGGUAAGCCAGUGGUGACCCAUUGCUGGCUUGAGAGCUGCGAUCAAGCGAAAUACUUUGUUGACGAAAAGCCUUUCAUACUGAGAGAUUCUGAAAAGGAAAAAGAAAUCGGAUUUAGCAUGCCAGUAACACUAGCUCAUGCUUGCAAGCAUCCACUUCUGACGGGUUUAAGAGUCUUCAUUACCGCAAACGUGAAACCUGAUAUCGAGAUGAUUCAGAGUUUGGUGAAGUUGCUUCAUGGCAAGGUCUUGAAAAGAAUUCCAAAGACAGAAUGGAACGGUGGUCAUGUCCCAAAUGAUUUACUAGUUCUCUCCUGCGAAGAGGAUUACGCUGCAUGUGUGACACUCCUACAUAAAGGUAUCAUUUCAACCCAUCUGUUCAGGAAAAAUCCCAGUUGUCUUCGACCUAUGAUAACUCUUUGAUGUUCUCUAUCUGCAGGAGUUGCAAUCUAUGAUCCUGAACUUUUGCUAAAUGGGAUAGUUAUUCAGAGGUUAGAACUUAAGAGGUAUGUGCGUCAACCUGAUAAACUGGUUUAUAUUGUGAUUUCAUUUUGUAUAGCUAUAGCAAUCACAUUUUUCAUGUGUCUUGGGACCAUGUGAAAGGGUUUACAAUUCCAAACUUCUAAUCCGCGGACUUCUUGAUUUGCAUAUCUUCUGCUUGCCACCUUUGGAGUGGAGUUGAAGUCUUAUUGCACCAAUGUUAACACAAAUUUCUCAAUGGCAGACAUCAGCUGUUCACCAAUAAUGCUCCAGGAAGCUGCCGAAAAAGAGCAAGAAAUCCCUUACAGCAUUAAGUGCUUGAAGUGUUAUGCGCAAUGAUUGCCUUGGUUCUGUAUUCAUCCCUUGGUUCCUUCUAUUUUGAAUGCCCUAGUCAGAUGGAGCUUUGGUAGAGUUGCUGAGAAUCUGAGCUUUAUGUUGAGCCAAACCCACAACAAACAGAAUGCUGAUGAAAUGAUCCAAAUUGUGGCGAGUUUGUAUUAAAUGUCAUCAGCAAACUCUUAUUAACUUGUCCGAGUAAAAAUGUAGUAUUAUUAAUAUGGUAAUUUCUUUUUUGUUUUGGGCUCUCAGCUAUGCGUCAAAAGCCUAAUUGGUGUUUUAUACUUCUCUCAAUUUCAAAGUAAUAUAAAUUUAAAACUCAACGUGCACUAUCUGACUAAAGAUUUUUGUCUAAAAUGAAAGGACAAAAGAGAGAUUUUUUUUUACAGAUUAGACUAUUAAAAAGGGGGAAAAAAAUCUGAG
This is a messenger RNA of Oldenlandia corymbosa var. corymbosa, 4063 nucleotides long. The record is from the annotation of a GenBank genome assembly. Lineage: Eukaryota; Viridiplantae; Streptophyta; Magnoliopsida; Gentianales; Rubiaceae.